This is a messenger RNA of Symbiodinium sp. CCMP2456, 573 nucleotides long. The record is from the annotation of a GenBank genome assembly. NCBI's taxonomy places the organism in Eukaryota, Dinophyceae, Suessiales, Symbiodiniaceae.
GAAGGAACCAAGCGCUUUGACGAAGGAACCCAGAAGCUUUUUCGGCAGUUCCCCGGUCGGAGCUGCAUUCUGGUGGCUCAUGAAGGCCGUUUGGUUUACGAGCGGUACUUCUACGGCACCAACCCGGAUGCACUGCUGGAGACAGACAGCGCUUCGAAGACCAUCACUGCCCUGCUCAUUGGAAUUUUGGUAACACAAGGAAAAAUCGACUUGGACUUGCCGCUCGCGGAGUAUAAUGUCACUCCGCACGCGAACUGGGGCGAGAACAACAAGUUUUGGCCCAAGGUCACGACGCGGCACCUGCUGACCCACACCUCCGGCCAGGGGAGCAAUCCUCCAGGUACGGUCUUCAUCUAUGACAGUGGGGAGUACAUCCAGCAUCUCAGUCAUCUUAUCGAAGCGGUCACACUGCAGACCCCUGUCGACUGGGCGGAGGAGGCCUUUUCGAAGCCCUUGGGCCUUACCGGCUUAUUCCGGAGUGACAACAUGUACGGCCAAAUUGCGGUGGCCGGAAAUCAGCAUCUUUCUUGCAGGGGCUUUGCGCGCAUUGCGCAGCUCCUUCUCAACAAAGGA